Messenger RNA from Harmonia axyridis, 3067 nucleotides. RefSeq lists its product as uncharacterized. The record is from RefSeq and is a predicted model, not a curated record. The transcript has 5 exons. Lineage: Eukaryota; Metazoa; Arthropoda; Insecta; Coleoptera; Coccinellidae. Bases 246 to 923 code for a protein of 225 amino acids.
GUCUUUUGUUGAUUUAAGAGUGUUGUCAUUUGAAAUUUUAUAUUGAUAUAAUUUUAUCAUUGAAACUUAGGAAGAAUUAUCAAAAAUAAAGUUAAAAAAGAAAAAUUGUGAAGCCUAUAUAUAACACAGUACAACAUAUCACAUCAAAAACCAAAUUUGCACAAAACUGCAUGACUCACGGAUUCUUCGAUUUGCAGAUCUUAUGGAGUUUAAAAAUUUUGCAGUCCAAGAGGACUGCUUAAGAAAUGGGAAAUUGCUUUGGAAAAUGUUUACCCAGAAUGCUCAGCGGCCAUAACGAUUCAUCAUAUAGUGAUAAAGAUAAAGUGAGCUGUGAGACUCUUGAUCUGAAUACUAAUCUUGAAAGUUUCAACAAUUCAUUUUUAAAUGGAUCAAAAACAAGUGGCAGUUUCUUGUCACACUCCUUCACGGAGAGGAAAUUUGGGAAGAAGAAACCUGUACUACAAUUUGUCGAUGAACUGUUGCAUCCCCAGAAAAAAAAUACUUAUAGCAGAUUGAAAGAGCCAUGUCUACCUUUGGCAGGGUCUUCAACCAUUACCGAUAUUCAGCUUCAUUCAUUGGAUGCAAGAGCUCUAUUACCACUCACAAACCAAUCUUCACCAACAACAUCACUAGAUUUGGAGUGGGAACAUGAAAUCAUUCCCUUUUUCAUGGUUUCUGAGAAUUCAAGCAAAAAUAUAUCUCGUCCUGAAAGUGAAUAUAGCGUUCAGAGUAUGAUGCCGACUGGUCCCAACUCUGAUUGCACCCAAGCUUCUUCGGCAAAUUCACUAGAAUGGGAUAGCCUCUAUCCAAUCAGUCCUCCAGUAUCGGAAGUUGAUGGUGACACUCAAAUAUUGUUAGGCGAAAUUGAGAGACUUACUAAACAAACGCUCUCGGAAACUGGUCUGGAUUACUCACCUAGUUGAUCAAAUCAAAAUCACUUCCAAGAAAAAUAUUGAAAGGGUAUCAGUUGUGAUUUAAAUCCAUUUUUGGAGGUUCAUAUCAAAAUUGGCAGCUGAAGUUAUUUUUUAUGGAGAAGAUUUACUGUCCAUUUUUUGUCCAUAUUCAAUAUUGAAAUUAUGGACCCCUAAAUAUGAAUAAUCUAUCAUUUAAUACAGCACACAAUGAACACUAUUUUUAAAUUGCUAGCCUAUUCAUUUAUACAUAUAAAUAUAUGUAUGUAUUAACAUUAUAUAAAGAUUAUAUAGGGUAAGUCUGGAAAAUUUAAAGCGGUUUUCAAUAAUUCAUGUACCCUUCCCAAAUCGAUGUACCAGAUGUACCACCCAGAUCGAGUGACUUUUUAAUGGUGUCGGUUGGCACAACCACAGAAUAUAACUCUCUUAUGGCAGUUUGAAAGUUUACAGCUGAAUUUUCCUUUUGUCCUGUUUGAACCUCAUGAAAAUAGAGAGUGAACAUGGUAAAAUACGACACCAACUUUGGCAUUACGAGAUCUGCCAACUAAUGCAUGUAAUUCUAUGGCAUGCCAAUCGCCGCCAGAUUGAAUUUAUCUUUUGUCAGGUCUCUGGAUUGCCUUAACUUGACAUUAUUUGAAUAGCAGGGGGGAAAAACUCCUCAUAAUCAUUUGAGAAGUUUGAAAUGAAUACAAAAUAUUCUGAAAUAUACCAUACCAAUAGUGAGACAACGCCAUUCAAAUUCGAUUUGAAUACAGUGACUGUAUAUACCACAGUGACGACAACGAGAAAUAAUAGAUUCAAACAUUGAGCGGUGUUUUAAGUUUCAGAUGAUCGACUGCGCAUGCGCGAAGGUUGGCCGACCGCUCGUCUCUAUUGAUAACAUCUUCACAUUUUGGAGGGUUUGAACCCCCUAAACCAGUCACAAUCACUAAGAAGUUAAACAAGAAUGCUUCAAAGCAUGUGAAACAGCCCGGCACCCGAAUGUAAAUAGUGAAAAUCAGAGAUCUCUGGUGAAAGUUCGACAUUUGAUGGCGGACAGAGCUCCAACCAAUUAAAACGCUGACAAGCCGUGUCGUCACUGUAGUAUAUAGAGUCACUGUAGAUUUGAACGUCCAUCAGCGCCAUCUAUGAGUACCUUUAUUAUCUAGAAAUUCAUCCAUCACAAAGCAGUCUCUUUUGGAACUACCUAAGAAAGCACAGGUCGGAUUGAAGCAGGUUUCAUUUGGUAUAGCUAUUUACAAGUUGGUUGCUCAAAAAAACAAAUUAAUAUUUGGUCCGUCUCCAAGUUGUCUUACUCAUCAAUUAAAACAUUUUGGAGUUGUUGCAUUUUUGCUGGUGGAUUACUAAGGGCUCCAAACCUUAUUUGAAAGUAGCCCCAGACUUGUUCUUUUUGAUGCAAGCCCUCACUAAUUGACCUCUAGAGUUUCAUUGAAUUGCAAAACAAAAUUCCCCAUACAUAAUUUUACGACAAUUAUUCUUUAUGGUCGAGUUAUCUAGUUUGAGAAUCAUCUUUUUAUAUAAUCUUUAUACAAUGUUAUGAAUUUUGCCAGAAACUUCUGUUGCUUAAUUCAUUUUCAGUUUAUUGAUCUCAAAAAGUUGUGUGAAAUUAGAUGCUCAUUAAUAUUUUCACACCAAAUUUUGAAAUAUUUAUGUUAUAACCACACGAGUAUCUAUAGAUAUACUUACAUCGAAUACACUGUAAAUAUAUCCUAUGGCCUUGAUUAGCUUUAAUUUGAAGCAAAAAUCAAAUGUUAGCAACCUAUGACUAAAUAUGACAAUUUGAAUGGACAAAUCUUCAAUGUGGGACACUGCAUUGAGUUAUUUUGGAAUACAUUGAGUGAUAUACAAAAAAUUAACAAAAAUUCCUUCUCUAGACUUAAACAUAACCUUAUAUAAGACUCUCAAAAGAAGGAAUCUAUUGUGUUAUUUAGAUAAUUAUGGAGUUAUGCUAUCUAUGUCAUAACUCAAAUAGAUACACUAAAUUAGCCGAUUCCCAUUAAUUCAUAUUCGUAUUGUUUGUAUACACUGAUUCAGAAUGAUAAAUAUUAGUUAUCUAAAUUGAUAAUUAUGUAUUUCAUGGAAAAAAAAAUGAUUAAAAUUGGACCAAAGAACCAUAUCUCUUGAUUUAUACAAUAAAAUAAAUUUUCUCUCUGUAA